Carassius gibelio (silver crucian carp) is the source of this 2251-nucleotide messenger RNA. RefSeq names its product ovarian cancer G-protein coupled receptor 1-like. NCBI's taxonomy places the organism in Eukaryota, Metazoa, Chordata, Actinopteri, Cypriniformes, Cyprinidae. Bases 845 to 1882 code for a protein of 345 amino acids. The transcript has 3 exons. Gene Ontology annotation, cellular component: membrane. The record is from RefSeq and is a predicted model, not a curated record. Gene Ontology annotation, molecular function: G protein-coupled receptor activity. Gene Ontology annotation, biological process: cellular response to pH; G protein-coupled receptor signaling pathway.
UUCAUGCUAGUUAAAAUUAAUGUUAAAUAAUAGUCAUAUCAGACAUAUCUGAACUAAAUCACAAAAAAGUGUUAAAAACGUCAUGGGACACCAAAGUGUGAGUAUUCAAGGAAUGUAACCGUUCGAAACGCGUUUGUAAUCCUUUCCAUUGCGCACGGUCAAGGCGCUGUGAACAAUUUCACCUUAAAAAAAAAAACUUUAAAUGUUUACUUCUACAUCUGUCACAUAUAGAAUUACCUUUAUUACCAAAAGGCAGAUGAACAAUGAGGCGAUUAUGCUGUGGCACUGCCUACCUAGAGAGCACUUCGGACAUUCUAGCUGCGUUUCAUGUCGGUUUAUCUGACUGUGAUGGCCAAACGUGCUCUCUGUGCAGGCAGGUCAUAGGAUACGAGACACAUCCUGUGUCCAAGACACUUGAGAUGAUUGUUUCGCUUUGAAUAAUUGUACGCAUCAUCACGUAAAAUUUGUUGACGCAAUUAAUUCCCCCCCCCUAUUUUCCGACGUGACAACCCCGGAAACCCGGGAGCUAUUUUUAUUUCUGCGAGAAUCGCAUUCAAAUCUCCAUGACAGAGUCGGUGGAGCGGUCUUCGGGAUAUGAUGUUCAUCACAUUGAGAAGUACCUCGAAUGAGUCGCGAAGAAUUAAAACCAGCCAGCUAAAGUAUUCAUUGCAGUCAAGGUCUCAGUCCCACUAUAGCUAUCAUUCCUUCAUCAGCCAGACAUUCUGCGAACCAGGCCACGGUCAAAUUGAAAACAAUCCAUGGAAUGUAACUUGGAGACCUCAGUCGAUUAGAAAAACAUACCUACACUUGUUGAAUAAGACUCUGUGAACAUGAGGUUAGAAAGAUGAACAUGUCUGAGGAGCAAAUAAACUGCACUAUAAGCUACGAGAUUCACCAGUACCUGUUUUCGGUUGCGUACAUCCUUGUCCUGCUAGUGGGUCUUCCUGCCAAUACUUACUCGCUCUACCAUGCCUGGCUGCAACUGAAAGCCCGAAAUGAGCUGGGGGUCUACUUGUUAAACCUGACCAUAUCCGAUCUGCUGUACCUGGCCUCCCUGCCCCUCUGGCUCAAGUAUAUCUUCCAAGGGGACAACUGGAGCAGCUCUGAGUGGCUCUGCCAACUGUCUGGUUUCCUGCUCUACGAGAACGUCUAUGUCAGCAUUGGUUUUCUGUGCUGUAUCUCCAUUGACCGGUACCUGGCAGUGGUCUACCCUUUCCACUUCAAGGCAUUCCGAUCGGUACGAGCAGCAUCGCUGGUCAGUGUGGUGGUCUGGCUCAAAGAGCUUGCCGUAGGAAUGGUGUUCUUCUGGCACAAGGAGCUCAGCAGAGACAGGAACAACCAAUCUGUGUGCUUUGAGCACUACCCCAUGAAGACAUGGGAGUACCCAAUAAACUACUACCGCUUUCACAUAGGUUUCCUGUUCCCUUUAGGAAUCCUCUCUGUGUCGUACUUUCGAGUCCUCCGAGCAGUGGGCAAGAGUGCAGGCACACAGACUGCCCAGAAAACUCGCAUCAAGUACCUGGUGACCAGCACCAUCGUCAUCUUCCUGGUUUGCUUCUCACCAUACCACAUCUUUCUGCUGGUACGCACCAUAUUUGAGCGGGACUGCGACUUCAUUGAGAACAUUUUCAACUACUACCACUUCUCUCUGUUGCUUACUAGUUUUAACUGCGUGGCGGAUCCAGCGCUCUAUUGUUUUAUCAGUGAGAGUGCCCAAAAGAGUAUCCAGAGGGCUCAGGAAGCUUGUACUCGGGUCUUAUGCUGUUGCUCAAAAAGUCAUGGAAGGUUCAACACACACUCUACCGAGCUUGCAGCCGCCAAUGAAAAUGUUACAGGUACCUCAGUAGUGACUUUCUUGCAGCAGAUCAAAACUGAUGUUUGAACAUUUUUGUUGUAUUAAUUAUCCAUACAAAGGACAUCGUACCGUUUAGCUACAGGCUCUUCAGUGGACAAAGGAAGCAUCAUAGAUGUACAGCUGCAUAUAUAUAUAUUUUUUUUAUUUUGCAUUGGUUUAAACAUUAUCCGACUUUGUCAGAGUCAGUCCUGUAUUUAGUUCUAAAAUUGAAUAGUAGUAUUUCAUGCUUUUGCUAAACUAGCCUGCUAACUGUUACGUGGUGUAAUGCUCAGGGAUUGCUAACUUGAAAAUCACUAGUGGAUGACAUUUGAUGUUUUAGGAACCAAUGAGCUAAACAUGUGCAUGUAGCGGUUAAAAAUCUGUGUCCAAGACUAAAACCAUUUCUUUGCUUUCAAA